Molecule: messenger RNA, 474 nt
Organism: Terrapene triunguis (Three-toed box turtle)
Lineage: Eukaryota; Metazoa; Chordata; Testudines; Emydidae
Product: mitochondrial import receptor subunit TOM40 homolog
Exons: 4
Biological process (GO): protein import into mitochondrial matrix
Cellular component (GO): mitochondrial outer membrane translocase complex; mitochondrial outer membrane
Molecular function (GO): transmembrane protein transporter activity
Source: RefSeq, a predicted model, not a curated record
CCCCCCACCAUGGGUAACGUCCUGGCUGCCAGCUCUCCCACACCCUCCCCCACCAUGCCGAGUCCUGGAUCUGGGCUGGUGUCAGUGCCGCCUGGCUUCACCAUGCCCCCCGUCAGCGGGCUGGGCCCCCCUGCGCAGGAGCGGCCGGAGGAGAAGGGGGAUCGGCUGCCCAACCCUGGCACCUUUGAGGAAUGUCACCGCAAGUGCAAAGAAUUGUUCCCCAUCCAGAUGGAAGGUGUGAAACUGACAGUGAAUAAAGGUCUUAGCAACCAUUUCCAGGUGAGUCACAGCGUCACCCUCAGCACUGUUGGUGACUCCAACUAUCACUUCGGGGUCACCUACGUGGGCACCAAGCAGCUCAGCCCCACAGAGGCCUUCCCGGUGCUGGUGGGCGACAUGGACAACAGUGGCAGCCUCAAUGCCCAGAUCAUCCACCAGCUCUCGACCCGGCUGCGCUCCAAGGUGGCCUUCCAG